Molecule: messenger RNA, 1869 nt
Organism: Boeremia exigua
Lineage: Eukaryota; Fungi; Ascomycota; Dothideomycetes; Pleosporales; Didymellaceae
Product: Peroxin 13, N-terminal region-domain-containing protein
Exons: 3
Coding region: 342-1616 (424 amino acids)
Biological process (GO): protein import into peroxisome matrix, docking
Cellular component (GO): peroxisomal membrane; peroxisomal importomer complex; peroxisome
Molecular function (GO): protein binding
Source: RefSeq, a predicted model, not a curated record
UGACUCGCGCGGCAUGUGCAAAGACAGUGCCAGAAACCGAGGCAUGAUUGCCGCAUCCCGAGCGAUCACGACCAUAUCAUUGCACGCUUCCCCGCGACACUCGCGCCUCUCAUUUUCUCCUUGAUACCCUUUAAUUUCUGUCUGCAGCACGCGGUUCUGUCACACUUCUCGUCGAACCACCUCGUCACCGCGCACCCCGGCGAACCCCGCAAACUCGCUUCGACAGGCCGGAUCCGCGUUUCCCAGCCCUUUGGCGCACCCGAUAUCGUCGAGACAGCAGCGCUCCACACAGCGACAAUCGGCCGGUGCACGACGGCGUGGUGAGGAGACACAUUUCAGACAUGUCGGCGCCAUCACCGCCAAAGCCGUGGGAGACGAGCGGCGGAGCCACGAGUGCCUCGGUUGGCCUAGGGUCGAGUCCAACACCCGAAAUGUCAUCAGCAGGCGCACCACCCCCCCUCCCAUCGGUACCAGACACGCUCAGCACAGUCGCAAACAGAAACGCAUCGACGUACUCCAACAUGAACCGCGGCUACGGCGCCUCGCCGUACAGCAGCUACGGCGGGGGCUACAACAGCUACUCGUCGCCGUACGGUAUGGGCUCCAUGUACGGCGGCGGCGGCUACGGCGGCGGGAUGUAUGGCGGAAUGGGUGGAAUGGGGGGAAUGUACGGCGGCGGCGGGAUGUAUGGUGGGAUGGGCAUGCCUGGCGAUCCAAACAACCCCCAGAGUCUCACGCAGUCGUUCAGCCAAAGCACGCAGGCGACGUUCCAGCUCAUUGAGAACAUCGUGGGCGCUUUCGGCGGGUUUGCGCAGAUGCUGCAGAGCACGUACAUGGCAACGCACUCCUCGUUCUUCGCCAUGGUGUCGGUCGCUGAGCAGUUCGGCAACCUACGACAGACUCUCGGCUCGGUGCUCGGAAUCUACACGCUAAUGCGCUGGAUACGGACAGCGUUCGCGAAACUCACAGGGCGACCGCUGCCGGCAGAUGCGAUGGGCCUGACGCCCGCAGGCUUCCAUGCGUUCACAGGCAAGCUGCCAGAUGGCUCACCAGCACCGCCCAAGCCCUCCAAGAAGCCAUUCUUCUUCUUCAUUGCUGCAGUCUUCGGCCUGCCGUAUCUGAUGGGCAAGCUUAUCAAGGCGCUCGCACGGUCACAAGAGGAGGCGGAGAAGCGCCGCAUGCUGGAGAACCCGCAGGCCGCAGCCAUUGACCCAAACAAGCUCGAUUUCUGCCGCGCGCUCUAUGACUUUACCCCCGACUCGAACAUGUCAGGAAUGGACCUGGCAAUCAAGAAAGGUGACAUGGUUGCAGUCUUGAGCAAGAGCGACCCUAUGGGCAACGCGUCAGAAUGGUGGAAGUGCCGCUCACGAGACGGAAGGAUGGGAUACCUCCCGGGCAUUUACCUCGAGCCUAUCCAGCGCAAGCAGCCCGCUCAGAUCACAAGCGGAAGCCAGAGCGGUAGCCCAGCAGGCAGCAGGGCGCAGACUAUGACGAGCAACAGUGCCGCGAGUCCGACUCCUACCAUGGUCGGCAAGCAGGUAGAAGGCCCAAAGAUUGAGGGCAAGGCUGGCGACAUGGGAGUUGAGAGCUUCCAAAAGGGCGCUUUCUACUCAUGAUUCUUCUUGCGGCGUUCGUCUUGGGGUUCUCUUUUGCGUUGCAAUGUCGUGCGUAAGCCAGCGUACACGUCUUAUACGAGGGUUUGGUCAUCUUGGGUGUAUAUCAUUAGCUGGAAAAGCAACGCAAGGCGCAUGGCUCUCGGUUUUAUUAGAGAUAUCAUCAUGUCACGUGAAAAAAUGCAUAGCUUCUUGUACAUUAUUCAAGAAAGUCUCACUACGAUGUGCUUGGCAUGUCAGCCAUGUGAAUGGUCGG